CUCCCGGGGGGGUCUCUGUCUCAUUGGGUCUCUGUCCCUGUUCUUCUCUCGUUGGGUCUGUCCUCCUUCCUCUGUCACCGCCCCACGUUUUCCAUCCCCUCGCAACCCUCCGGCUGAUUCACGCCUUCAGGAAUAAGGAUCUUGGGUGUUUCCUGCCCCCUUCCGUCCCCACCUCUCUCCUCUGAGCCAGAGGGUGGGGUGGGGGGCUUGAGGGAGUUAGGGGCUCUCUGGCUUUACACUGAAUCCAGCGACGGUAUCUUCGGGGCUGUGGGAGAGGCGUCCCCCCUCCACAACACCCUCCUCUCGCACCCCGGCCCUCCUGCUCUGACAGAAGCCUCGAGGGAGAGAGGGGGAACCCCUGCGCUCAGCAUCCCUCCUUGACGACCCCCAGCACUCCCUUCCUGGUAGAGCUCCCCGCCUUCCUGGGACCUUUCCUGAGGGCUGUUGGUGCUGAGAUUCCAACCGGUCCUUGGGCUCGCUCCGACCGACCCCCAUCGCGGGAUAGGGCCCACAGCUGCUGCUACAAGCCAAGUCUUAGAAGUCCUCACCGGCACCAUUACCUCCAACGAGUGGGGCUCUCCGACCUCCCCGGCCGGGAGCGACGUGUCCGGAGGUAGCGGGGCUUUGGAGAAGCCGGGUGACUAUGACGCCGAGGGCGUGUGGGGCCCUGCCAUGGAGCACAGCUUCCAGGAGGCCCUGGCCAUCUACCCACCCUGUGGCCGGCGCAAGAUCAUCUUGUCAGAUGAGGGCAAGAUGUACGGCAGGAAUGAGCUGAUAGCGCGUUACAUCAAACUACGGACCGGGAAAACGCGCACCCGAAAGCAGGUUUCCAGUCACAUCCAGGUGUUGGCCCGCCGCAAAGCCAGGGAGAUCCAGGCUAAACUGAAGACCCGCCCUCUCCAGACCGCCCAGCCCAGCUCACCCGCUCCGUUCCUCUCCCAGUUCUGGCCGGGGGCUUUUCCGGGACAGGCUGGGUCUCCCCACAACUUGAAACUGUGUUCCCAGCAAGUCUUCGCUGUCCCGCCGCCGCCUACAGUGUCUCCUUCAGGGUUCGAAUCCCCUGUCGGGCCCUGUGGGUCCCCGCCCACCCCUCCCUGGCAGGGCCGCAGCGUGGCUGGCCCCAAGCUCUGGAUGAUUGAGUUCUCCGCCUUCCUGGAGCGCCAACGGGAUCCGGACACGUACCACAAGCACCUGUUCGUGCACAUUGGGCAGACCUGCCCCAGCGACAGAGCCCCCUUCCUCGAGGCGGUGGACAUCCGCCAGAUCUACGACAAAUUCCCCGAGAAGAAGGGGGGCCUCAGGGAGCUGUACCAGCGCGGCCCCGCCGACGCCUUCUUCCUCGUCAAGUUCUGGUUCGCCCUGAGGUCUGUCCUGCUGCUCCAGGCUGACCUCAACACCGACAUCGAGGACGGAGCGGGGUCCUUCUACGGGGUGUCCAGCCAGUAUGAGAGUCCCGAGAACAUGACCAUCACCUGCUCCACCAAGGUCUGUUCCUUCGGCAAGCAGGUGGUGGAGAAGGUGGAGACGGAACACGCCCGCUACGAGAACGGCCACUACUCCUACCGCAUCCAUCGCUCCCCGCUGUGCGAAUACAUGACCAACUUCAUCCACAAACUCAAGCACCUGCCCGAGAAGUACAUGAUGAACAGCGUGCUGGAAAACUUCACCAUCCUGCAGGUGGUGACGAACAGAGACACCCAGGAGACGUUGCUGUGCAUCGCUUAUGUGUUCGAGGUGUCCUCCAGCGAGCACGGAGCUCAGCACCACAUCUACCGACUGGUGAAGGAUUAGUCUCAGGGGGCGAGCGGGGGCCGGGGGCUCACCCUAAACCCCGCCACGGGACACGCUGGGCUCAGAUUGAAAGUCCCUGGAAUAAACCCGGUGUUGUACACUGAU
Messenger RNA from Ornithorhynchus anatinus (platypus), 1896 nucleotides. It is a transcript of the gene TEAD4, whose product is annotated as TEA domain transcription factor 4. Lineage: Eukaryota; Metazoa; Chordata; Mammalia; Monotremata; Ornithorhynchidae. Gene Ontology annotation, molecular function: RNA polymerase II cis-regulatory region sequence-specific DNA binding; DNA-binding transcription factor activity, RNA polymerase II-specific. Gene Ontology annotation, biological process: hippo signaling; embryonic organ development; regulation of transcription by RNA polymerase II. The record is from RefSeq and is a predicted model, not a curated record. The transcript is spliced from 11 exons. Bases 673 to 1791 code for a protein of 372 amino acids. Gene Ontology annotation, cellular component: transcription regulator complex.